Ictalurus furcatus (blue catfish) is the source of this 2426-nucleotide messenger RNA. It is a transcript of the gene dync2i2, whose product is annotated as dynein 2 intermediate chain 2. Lineage: Eukaryota; Metazoa; Chordata; Actinopteri; Siluriformes; Ictaluridae. Gene Ontology annotation, cellular component: cytoplasmic dynein complex; ciliary plasm. Gene Ontology annotation, biological process: intraciliary transport. The coding region runs from base 373 to 1932 and encodes 519 amino acids. The record is from RefSeq and is a predicted model, not a curated record. The transcript is spliced from 10 exons. Gene Ontology annotation, molecular function: dynein heavy chain binding; dynein light chain binding.
GAUGCAUCACUAUUACUGGUUUCCAGGGGUAACCAUAGCGGUGAAACAUUCUAGCAUCUCAAUGUUAGCCGCUUUAGCGUAUCGCUGCGUGUAUUAUACAACACACACAUACACACACAUACACAAACACAAAAGUUUCGUUUGGUGCUAUUUAAUGAUUUUAUAUGGAAAGCUUAAAAUAUUGACAUGCUAGUUAGCCAGCUAGCUUUUGGGAUAACGCUAAAUUUCCACCAGCUAGCAUUAGUAAUGUUAACUACCUAGCAUUGUCUCUCUUAACUAAUUAGCUAAUAGUUCAUUAUCUGUAGUUAGUGUAAACGCUAAUAUAGAGCCGUGACUGUUUUUGAGGUGUCGUUUUUUAUCUAAUUCGGUAAAAUGUUCACGGAUGAAUCUCUCGAUAUUGUCGGGUUUCAGUCAUCGUGGAAAAAGUCGCACCGACAGACUCAGGACUCGAAGACGUGUCAGACCGUCCCGGUUCACACGGCCGAGGCUGAGACGCAAGUCAGGAGUGUGUUAAGCAGCAGCACGCAGACCGAUCCUCCAGAGAACCUCACUGAUCAGCUCACACUCCGCUCGGAUCUGCCGGCUGAGCUGCCCGGGCUGAGGGAUUUCCUGCACCGUGUGGAGGACCUGGUCAUCCAGGAGCUGGUGAAGAACUCAAAGAGCCACGCUUUUGAUGGGUAUGAAGUGAACUGGACUGAUCAGCAUGAGACGAUGUCAUGUUUAUUCAGGCUUGGGUACAGUGAGGCUCGGGGCAGGGGGCUGCAGGUGACCAGCGUAUCCUGGAACUGCACCGGUUCUGUUAUCGCGUGUGCUUUUGGCCGUGUCGAUGACGGUGACUGGAGCACUGAGAGGUCGUACGUGUGCACAUGGAAUCUGGACCGUAGAAGAGUGAACCCGAAACAGCCCGACACGGUCAUAGAGACGGCAACACCCGUCAUGUGUGUGUCCUUCCAUCCACUGCAGCCGUCUCUGAUUGCAGGAGGGCUGUACAGUGGAGAAGUGAUGGUGUGGGACUUGAGUCGCACUCAGGAUCCUGUUUUGGCUCAAACAGGGAUGUGUUCAGAUACACACAAAGAGCCGGUAUAUGAGGUGAAGUGGGUCCCAGGGCCUCGUCGAGGAGAGAUGGCGGUUGUAAGUGCGUGUUCAGGAGGUCGAGUCCUGCGCUGGAGUGUAGAUGGAGCAGAAGGUAAACUGACUCUAACAGCUGGAUUUGCGUUUGUCAGGCAGCAGCUCCCUCUGAGGCGAUCAGCCAGCAGGGUGAGAGGUGACACGGCUGUAGGCGUGACGUCUCUCGCGCUCUCACCCUGGGACUCGGACAUGUUCUUGGUGGGCACUGAGGGGGGUCUGGUGCUCAAGUGUUCCUUCAGCAGUCAGACGGUGGCAGCGGUGCCCCCUGAUGGUGAGAGUGUGACACUACAUGCUCCUGCACAGUUCUCUUUCUCACCCCGAGCCGGUCCCGUUCAGUCGCUCCACUUCUCCCCCUUCCACAGGAACCUGUUUGUGAGUGUGGGGACAGACGGCAUGGCGCAUGUCCACAGUGUCCUGCAGCCUGGUCCCCUGCUGUCCCUGCGUGUUUCUGACUCGUACGUGUUUGGAGUGCGGUGGUCGCCCGUUCGCCCACUAGUGUUCGUUGCAGUCACUGGGCAAGUUAUCAAGAAAAAAAUGACACCACUUUUAAUGUUACCAAGAACUGCAAAAGGUGUGUUGCAGGUGUUUGAUUUGGGUCGGAAGUGUCUCAGACCGGUGGCCACCGUUGAGCAGGACACUGGGGGUCAGUGCGCUCUGUGUGUGGAGUUUAACCAGCAGCAGCUCCUGGCGGUGGGGAAUGCAGACGGUACGGUGAACAUCUGGCAGCUGAGUGCCGAGUUCACUGAGCAACGGCCCAGAGAGAGUGCCGUCCUGCAACAGCUCGCAGAUGAUGUACCUGAGUGACCAGGCUUUAGGGUGGAGUCCAGGAUGGAGAACUCGUCCCGCUCAGUGAUGGGUGACUUUGACCUGAUCCUGUGGGAGAAUUCAGGAGGUUGGGAAAUUUAACCAUUAUUGAGCGAGGCCCUAACCCUCUCUGCUCCAGGGGCAUUGUAUCAUGAUUGACCCUGCACUCUGACCCCAACUUCCUGGCGUGCUGGGGUAUGUGAAGAAAAUAAUUUCACUGCACUGUAAUGUACAUGUGACCAAUAGACUCAUUAUCAUUCUGAUGCGAAAAUGUUCACUUUGUUUACUAGAUAAAAAUGGCAGUUGCAGUCUAACAUUAGCACAUACAGUGCUGUGAAAAAGUAUUAGCCCCAUCCUGAUUUCUUCUGUUUUUGUGUAAAUAUUAUACUAAAUAAUUUUAGAUUUUCAAAUGAAAUGUAUCCUGAGUAAACAUAAAACACAGUUUUUACCUAUUUUGUUUUUUAUUGAAGCAAAAUAAAGUUAUCCAACACUGA